GUCCUAUCAGAGCAGCAGAGCAGAGUCUGAUGUCGGUGGCUGAGGGUCUUUCAUCCAGACGUGUGUGACUCUUCAUCAACGGACGACAGCAGGUCAGACGUGAACGUUUGCUCCUUGUGGCUGCUCAUGUUUUAAAGAAAUGGAUCCUGAUGGUAAGAGACGUGAGGCUGUUCCACUGUAUGAGGGGAAGUUUAAUGGGUACCCUGAACAGCCGGGACAGUUCGGCCCUCCUGGACAGUUCGGCCCUCCUGGACAGUUCGGCCCUCCUGGACAGGGCGGACAGCCUGGACAGCCUGUUGGACCUGUAGUGGUUGACCAUACCACAGUGCAGAUCACCACUGAGCCCCCCCGGGACCACAUCGUCUGGUCCAUACUCAGUCUUUUCUACGCAAACAUUUGUUGCCUCGGACUGGCAGCUCUCAUCUGCUCGAUCAAGGCCAGAGACCGGAAGAUGGCUGGAGAUAUGGUUGGUGCCCGACACCACGGCUCAACCGCCCGCACACUCAACAUCGUCGUUGCAUCUCUGGUUAUCGUCUCCAUCAUCAUUUCUAUUAUUCUCUUGAUCUAUCAACCAUAUAACUCAAUGUACAUCUACGGCUUUUGGGGCGGCAGGUUGUAAACGAGCUGAGUCGUCAGCUGCUGCUGCUACGUUCCUUUGAUCUGUCACAUUUUAUACACAUUUUAUACCUUAAACAUGUGAACACGACUGAUUUGUGUUUGUGUGUCCAAACUGUUUCAUUUGACAAUAAAAGAGUUUCCUAACCCGUGUGAUUUGAUCAAAUUGUUACAGAACAUUUCAGACUUAAAUCUGAAACAGGACGACAGCUACAAAAAGCUAAGAACAGUUAUGAGAGAGCAGAUUCAACGUUAAUAAAUCAGUGACAAGUGAUUUAAAGCUGCCACAGACGCUCGUUCAUUAUUAUUCAGGAAGUACCUUUUCAAAAUAAAAGAAACCAUUUCAAAAUAAAUGUAUCAAAACUUU
This is a messenger RNA of Limanda limanda (common dab), 982 nucleotides long. RefSeq names its product interferon-induced transmembrane protein 3-like. The record is from RefSeq and is a predicted model, not a curated record. Lineage: Eukaryota; Metazoa; Chordata; Actinopteri; Pleuronectiformes; Pleuronectidae. Bases 140 to 619 code for a protein of 159 amino acids. Gene Ontology annotation, cellular component: plasma membrane. The transcript has 4 exons.